Zonotrichia leucophrys gambelii is the source of this 306-nucleotide messenger RNA. RefSeq names its product feather keratin Cos1-1/Cos1-3/Cos2-1-like. Gene Ontology annotation, cellular component: intermediate filament. Gene Ontology annotation, molecular function: structural constituent of cytoskeleton. NCBI's taxonomy places the organism in Eukaryota, Metazoa, Chordata, Aves, Passeriformes, Passerellidae. The coding region runs from base 1 to 306 and encodes 101 amino acids. The transcript has a single exon. The record is from RefSeq and is a predicted model, not a curated record.
AUGUCCUGCAACACCCAGUGCCGUCCCUGCCAGCCCUGUGGCCCCACUCCACUGGCCAACAGCUGCAACGAGUGCUGUGUCAGGCAGUGCCAGGACUCCACCGUGGUCAUUCAGCCGCCUGCUGUGGUGGUGACCCUGCCUGGGCCCAUCCUCAGCUCCUUCCCCCAGAACACCGUGGUGGGAUCCUCCACCUCUGCUGCUGUUGGCAACAUCCUCAGCUCUGAGGGAGUGCCCAUCAAUUCCGGGGGCUUUGACAUCUCCUCCAUCACCAGGCGCUACGGUGGAAGGAGGGGCCUCCCCUGCUAA